AUGGCUGAUGAGGUGUAUGAACAGCGCAAUGACACAAUACGCAAAUUCCUCAAAAAUCUGCAGAGCACCAGACCCGAGCUUUUUCAGCAGCAGCAGCAGCAGCAGCAGCAGCAGCAGGAGAGCGAGGAGGAUAUCAGGGCGAAAUUCCCCAUAGGCGCGAGGUGCAUGCUGCCUGGGGACCGCCGCGGGCAAAUAGCUUUUGUGGGCGUUCGCCCUUCGCAGCAGGAGGGCCAAAUAUGGAUAG
Messenger RNA from Eimeria tenella, 244 nucleotides. RefSeq names its product tubulin-specific chaperone, putative. Lineage: Eukaryota; Apicomplexa; Conoidasida; Eucoccidiorida; Eimeriidae. The record is from RefSeq and is a predicted model, not a curated record. The annotation marks the transcript as partial. The transcript has 2 exons.